Molecule: messenger RNA, 336 nt
Organism: Drosophila willistoni
Lineage: Eukaryota; Metazoa; Arthropoda; Insecta; Diptera; Drosophilidae
Product: protein new-glue 2-like
Exons: 1
Coding region: 1-336 (111 amino acids)
Source: RefSeq, a predicted model, not a curated record
AUGCGUCCUUUGACUCUAUCCUUGUGUGCGGCUAUUGUAGUCUUGGCAACUUUGGCCACCUUCUCGGAGGCGGCGACAUCAACGGGUACAGCUACAACCACAACUACCACCACCACAACUACGACUAGUGCUUCCGCAACAACAACAACCACCGAUGCGUCAACAACAACAACUACAACAGACGCAUCAGACACAACCACAACGGAGAAGACAAAGAAGAGGCGUCAUCGUCGUCGUCGUCGUGUCAUCAUCCGCCGCAUCAUUCGGGAUGUUAACAAUGGCAAAGGCAAAAAGAAGCGAGUAGUCCGUGUGGUUCGCAGGACCACUGCCGUCUAG